AUGCAAAAAGAGAUUAUCAUUUCUGAUGAUGAAUAUGAAACGCGAUGUGCCGUACUUGAAGAUGGCGUUCUGACCGAGAUUGAUAUUGAACGCAAAAAUGACAAGCAUACGCUUAACAACACCUAUAAGGGUCGUGUAGAGAACGUCCUUCCCGGCAUGCAAAUUGCCUUUGUCAACAUUGGGUUGGAACGACACGCUUUUCUGCAUAUUUCGGAUAUUAUUCGCGAUUUGGAAGAAGAUAGUUCCAAUGACGAUUCCGCAAAACUCGAUCUAAAUAAAAAGUCGACCAAUUCACCAAAGCCCGGAAGGGGAUAUCCCUAUUCUAUCAGCGACCUGAUUCACCCAAACCAAGAGAUCCUAGUACAGGUUGGAAAAGAACCGAUUGGCACAAAGGGACCCCGUGUAACAACCUGUGUUACGCUUCCUGGGCGUUAUGUCGUCUAUCUGCCGACUGCGACGAACAUCGGCGUUUCUCGACGGAUUGAGUCGGCAGAAGAAAGGCAGCGUCUCAGGGACAUUGCCGAAGCAAUACGUGCUGAUGUCGAGGGCGGGUUUAUUAUUCGGACCUCUGCUGAAGGAAAAAGCGAAGAGGACUUUACCGCAGAGAUUAAGUACCUUGUUGGACAGUGGAAACGGAUUGUUCAACAAUCUGAGAAGAUGGCUGCUCCUAGUCUUGUCCAUAAGGAACACAGUUUCGUUGUUCGAGUCAUUCGAGAUUCGUUCACAAGUGAAGUCUCACGGCUUGUCAUUGAUUCCAAGGAACAAUAUCAGGAUGCGAUGGACUAUCUUUCAUCUUCUGGCUCUGAACUACGUUCACAGGUCAAGUUCUAUGACAAAUCAACCCCCAUUUUUGAAGACUACGGGAUUGAUAAAGAACUCAAAAAGGCACUGAGUGAAAAAAUCUGGCUCAAAUGUGGUGGACACCUCGUUAUUCAACAGACGGAAGCGAUGGUCUCUAUUGAUGUCAAUACGGGGAAAUUCGUCGGGAAAAAAGACCCCGACAGUACCAUCUUGAGUGCAAACCUAGAAGCUGUUGACGAAGUGGUGCGGCAGGUUCGCCUGAGAGACCUUGGGGGAAUUAUCGUCAUUGAUUUUAUUGAUAUGGAUGAUCCCGAACAUCGACGAAUGGUCUAUAAGUUGCUGCAGCAGGCGUUAGACAAAGAUCGGGCUCGAACCAACCUAUUACACAUAUCCGAUCUUGGACUUGUGGAAAUGACACGGCAGCGGACCCGUCCCAGCUUGGCAACUGUUCUCACUGAAUCUUGUCCCUAUUGCGAUGGGCACGGCUCAGUCCUUUCAGCUGAUACAAUUACGAUUGAUCUGCUCCGAUCUAUCAAGAAAGCCUAUCGGAAAUCCCGGAAACGUCGGUUGAGGGUGGUUGCAAAUGAACACAUUGUAUCCCAUUUGCUUGACGAGAAAACCGGUAGAUUGGGACAACUUGAAAAGUCGAUGAAUCUACAGAUUCGGCUGCAAGGGGAUGCGGAUGUACAUCUUGAGGAUUAUCAAAUCUUUGCAGAAGGUUCUAAUCGCGAGAUUUACUUGAAUUAA
Geodia barretti is the source of this 1548-nucleotide messenger RNA. The record is from the annotation of a GenBank genome assembly. NCBI's taxonomy places the organism in Eukaryota, Metazoa, Porifera, Demospongiae, Tetractinellida, Geodiidae.